Messenger RNA from Cheilinus undulatus (humphead wrasse), 2057 nucleotides. It is a transcript of the gene pdss1, whose product is annotated as prenyl (decaprenyl) diphosphate synthase, subunit 1. Gene Ontology annotation, biological process: ubiquinone biosynthetic process; isoprenoid biosynthetic process. The transcript is spliced from 11 exons. The record is from RefSeq and is a predicted model, not a curated record. Bases 19 to 1302 code for a protein of 427 amino acids. Gene Ontology annotation, cellular component: transferase complex; mitochondrion. NCBI's taxonomy places the organism in Eukaryota, Metazoa, Chordata, Actinopteri, Labriformes, Labridae. Gene Ontology annotation, molecular function: prenyltransferase activity.
UAUAACCUGUCCCAGUGCAUGCUGUCGGGAAACAUGGCGGGUCCGUGGUGGAGGCACUGUCAGAGAUGGAGUACAAACUGUACGAGUACGAGUUUAUUUGAGACGUUGUGGCAGUUAAACUGCAGGUCUGUGGCCCUCUCCGCGUCCUCUCUGGGGCUGACUUCCUGGAGCUCCAGGCCGGGGAACGAGGGGCGACCAUCAUCACUGCCAACAGAAACCAAAUGGAAAUCUUUAAACCUUACCUCACCCAUCAUCAGACACAAGUCCCGACUGCUGGAUCCCAAACUCCAGACGUGCUGCUGCAGAACGAUACACAGCGAUGCAAAGCUGAAAGACCCCUUCACACUAGCACAGAAAGAUCUAAAGAGUUUAUAUGACGACAUUAGAAAGGAGCUGUUUGUUUCCAAAGAAGAGCUGAAGUAUCUUUGUGACUACUACUUUGAUGGCAAAGGCAAAGCAAUCCGACCAAUGAUCGUCGUCCUGAUGGCCCGGGCGCUAAAUAUUCACAGCAACAGAUCUGGAGAUCUGCUCCCGGGGCAGAGGGCCAUCGCUAUGAUCUCAGAAAUGAUCCACACAGCCAGCCUGGUGCACGACGACGUCAUUGAUGGCUCGGAUAAACGGCGAGGAAAGAGAACCAUCAAUGAACUGUGGGGGGAAAGAAAGGCGAUCCUGGCUGGAGAUUUCAUCCUGUCUGCUGCCUCCAUGGCGUUGGCUCGUAUCGGUAACAUCACGGUUGUAAAGGUGUUGUCCCAGGUUAUAGAGGACCUGGUGCGCGGUGAGUUCAUGCAGCUGGGCUCCAAGGAGAACGAGAACGAGAGAUUCAAGCACUACCUCGAGAAAACCUUCAAGAAGACGGCGAGUCUUAUUGCAAACAGUUGUAAAGCAGUUUCCAUUCUAGUAAAUUCUGACCCUGAAGUUCAUGAAAUAGCUUACCAGUACGGGAAGAACGUCGGCAUCGCAUUUCAGCUGGUGGAUGAUGUCUUAGACUUCACAUCUGGGGCCAAUCAGCUGGGGAAACCUGCAGCUGCAGAUCUCAAACUGGGCCUGGCAACAGGGCCGGUCCUGUUUGCUUGUCAGCAGUUUCCUGAGCUUCAUGCAAUGAUCAUGAGACGUUUCAGCUCUAAAGGAGACGUAGAUCGAGCCUGGCAGUAUGUCCUUCAGAGCGAUGGCGUGCAGCAGACCAACUACCUGGCCCAGCGUUACUGCCAGGAAGCGAUCAGGCAGAUCAGCAUGCUGAGGCCGUCUGCAGAGAGAGACGCCCUCAUCAGGCUCACUGAGAUGGUUCUUACCAGGGACAAGUGAGCCUCUGCUGAACUCCUCUUCAGGCAGCUACACACCUACCCGUGGGGAAAGAAACUCACCCUGAAUCCUCCUCCCUGAUGUCGGCACAGACGGGGGUUGGACAGAAACUAAGAGAGAAGUGAUGGGCGUUGGUUUGGAAGGAUCCCUGUGGCUGCUUUAGUGCCAAGCGAUCUGAUUAAUCACAGUGAAAGGAUGGAAACGGCACACAGGGGUCUGACUGAGCUGUCAAACACACCCAGACAUUUACAUGACCACCAGAUUCACAAGUGUGAUAAAAAAAUACAUGCACUUGAAUUUUGAUGCAAAUCCAGCUGACUCAGACUUGAAUCGGACGGACAUAUAAUGAUUUGAGACAAUAUAUAAAUAUAUUUAAUGAUUGGAUAAAGUUAAACUACACCCCUAUCUCCUCACUGCUUGGCAGUACUGUACCUGCAAAAACCUCCAAACACUCAAAACAAGCAAAGUCUGAUUAAAACGUUUGUCGCAUGCUCAUGCUGAGCUGUGGUGGUGCUGAAGAAUUAGGCUACACACUCAAAGAAGACGAGAGCGUCAUCGGUGUGUUUGUUUGGAUCGAUUAUUUUUGUCUUUCCAGAUCCGUCCACACCCCCGAGGCCAAACGGUUACACGUUCAUAUGACUUGUGAAAUGUUAUGAGGUUGCUUCUGUAAUACAAAGUGCCCUGUAACAACCAAGGCCUUAACAUCUGCAACAACUGUGUGCUCAAUAAAUAUACUAUUAUGUGUUUUUUUAUUUAAA